CUCAUUAAAAAAAAACUUACACCAUUCAUCAGCCUAAUUACAGGAGACGUGACUUUACAAUAGUUAUUUUUAAAUGCUGAUGUAAGACCGGUUCCUUUUAAAUUACACUCAUAUUUUGUAAAUAAUUGCGAAAUGACGAGAUGGUAAUUACGCUAAAGAUUAUGAAAUAAUCGAUAUAACCUCACUCUCGCUGCGCAAAUGAUCCUUUUGAUGCAGUUCUUUUGAGAAAUUGCAAAUUUCCCGCAUUUCCAAACGUUGCUGUGCUUCCCCUAACACGUGAUUUUUUAAUUCAAAAUCACCAUAAUGUCGGACAAAAUCCUUAUAAUAGGGAUUAGCGGUGUAACUUGCGGGGGCAAAACCACACUAGCCAACGAACUAAACCAAUUACUGCCCAACAGCAAAUUAGUUUCACAGGACGAUUAUUUUCUCGGUGUUGAUGAUCCGCGACACGUGUGGAUCCCAGAAUUAAACCACAUCAACUUCGAUAUUUUAUCAAGCCUUGAUAUGGAAAAAAUGAAUCGUGAUAUACACGAAAUGAUAAAAAGUAAAGAACCGCUAGGUGGUGACACCACAACUCGUAACGGGUUUAAAAAAAUCAGGAGCUUAGAAGAGUUGAAGAGCGCGGUUAUUGAAAAGAUAAAAGGCUUAAAUUUGGAAGUUUUACUCCUGGAAGGGUUUUCGAUAUUUAAUUACAAGCCGUUGCGCGGUUUGUUCCACUUGAAAUAUUUUUUUACUCUUCCUAAAGACGAAUGUUUCGCACGACGUGAACAAAGGGUUUACGAGCCUCCAGACUGUCCUGGUUAUUUCGAACAGUGCGCUUGGCCUGAACACUUAAAACAGAAAGAAGAAGUGGAGAACGAAGUCGAAGGAGUGCGGUUUUUCGACGGACGUUCACACAAAGCCUUAGAAGAAGUACUCGGUGAUAUUGAUAGUAUUUUGGAGUUUGUAAAGUUGUGAUGCCACGUUCCGAAAUAUACUGAUGUAGCAAGUAUAUCAGUAUUUUAUUGUAAAUAACCUCAGUACAAUGUAAAUCUCGAAUUGUUAUUACUUAAAGAAACACAAAAUAAAUAAUGUACACGUC
This is a messenger RNA of Tribolium castaneum (red flour beetle), 1081 nucleotides long. RefSeq lists its product as uncharacterized. The transcript has 2 exons. NCBI's taxonomy places the organism in Eukaryota, Metazoa, Arthropoda, Insecta, Coleoptera, Tenebrionidae. Gene Ontology annotation, cellular component: cytoplasm. The record is from RefSeq and is a predicted model, not a curated record. Gene Ontology annotation, molecular function: ribosylnicotinamide kinase activity. The coding region runs from base 304 to 957 and encodes 217 amino acids.